Molecule: messenger RNA, 1784 nt
Organism: Rhinichthys klamathensis goyatoka
Lineage: Eukaryota; Metazoa; Chordata; Actinopteri; Cypriniformes; Leuciscidae
Gene: arg1
Product: arginase 1
Exons: 8
Coding region: 122-1138 (338 amino acids)
Cellular component (GO): nucleus; cytosol; cytoplasm
Molecular function (GO): arginase activity; manganese ion binding
Source: RefSeq, a predicted model, not a curated record
AUGGAGAACAGCGCGAGCAGCCCAAUGACUGCCAGCGGCCAGCGUGUCGUCACUCGUCCUGUAAUCUGCUUUGAUUUGAGCCGCUUUAUUCCAGACUGCUGCUGGAGACACUGUAACAGUCAUGAUGAAGCGCCUCGGCGGAUUAAGAGCCGUUUUUCACAUAUUUAGAAGAGACCUCCAUCAUCAGCACAGUGUGGGGAUAAUAGGUGCGCCUUUCUCUAAAGGACAGCAGAGGGAUGGUGUGCAGAGAGGAGCAGACCUCAUUCGAGCUGCUGGAUUGGUGCAGAAACUUAAAGUGCAAGGUUGUGUAGUGAAGGAUUAUGGGAAUCUGACAUUUGAAGAAGUUCCCAAUGAUGAGCCCAUUGGCAGGCUGAAGUCUCCGAGAGCAGUCGGCCGAGCCAACGAGCUGCUCUCUGGAGCUGUGCAGAAGGUCAAAAGCCAUGGCAACACUUGUGUGAUGCUGGGAGGAGAUCACAGCUUGGCGAUUGGUUCGAUCGCCGGUCAUGCCGCCUCAAGACAUGAGUUGAGUGUUUUAUGGGUGGACGCACAUGCAGACAUCAACACACCUUUGACCACGCCAACGGGAAACAUUCACGGACAACCGCUGUCUUACCUCAUCCAUGAACUGCACUCUAAGAUUCCCUUAAUUCCAAAUUUCUCAUGGUUAAAGCCUUGUGUAGCAGCUAAGGACAUUGUCUACAUUGGACUCCGAGAUGUGGACCCAGAAGAACAUUAUAUCCUGAAGUACCUUGGAAUCAAAACGUUCUCCAUGACAGAAGUUGAUCGACUUGGAAUAGCAAAAGUUAUGGAGCAGACAUGUGAUCACAUGUUUUCAAAGGUGAAAAAACCUAUCCAUCUGAGUUUUGACAUUGAUGCUUUGGACCCAUCAGUGUCCCCUGCAACAGGCACACCUGUAGCGGGAGGACUGACCUAUAGAGAGGGGAUUUACAUCACUGAGCACAUCUGUCAAACAGGGCUUCUCUCUGCUGUAGACAUCGUGGAAGUGAACCCAAAGCAGGGCAAAACAGAGGAUGAAAUCACAUCAACAGUAAACACUGCUGUGGAUCUGUUACUGGGCUGCUUCGGACGGGUCCGCGAGGGCUCUCAUGAGCCAGAUUACAAAAUGCCAAAUCCAUAAAUCACAGGGUUUUAUUUAUUUUUUCAGGCUUCAUUCUUGUUAUUUUGGUUUCUUUUCUAUUAUAUUUACUUACUUUCAUCAUUUAGACAGUCAUGUCGUUCUGAAUUUAAAAAGACUAAAUUUUAAUUUGCAUUUAUUUUUUUUCUUGUAUAAAAAAAUGAAUUCCAAAGAUAUAUGCAAAUUACACCACAGUAUAUUUCCAAAGUGAAUGCAAAAAGUAAAAAGCUGUAUAAAAAGUAUGUUUGUUAUUUCCAAAAAUCAAACCAAAAAGACAUUGUUGCCAGGAAGAUUAACAAAGUUUAAUGUAAGAACUAAAACAUGUACAAAUAUAUGUAACCCUAUAAAGCUUACUUGCAUAUCAUAUUUGAUAUACACAUUUCUCUAAAUUGUCUCUAAAUUAUCAACAUGUUCGAAACUUUGCUGAAAUAAAUAUGUGCACAAUCUACUACAUGCUUUCUUAUGCAAGUAAAAGGCAUUUUACCAUCAUUCUAAAAAUGCUCCCUACUCCUCAAAUAUCAGCAACUGCAACAAAGAGUUUUGGUCAAUUUGGGGAUCUGAAUAAAACUGAGGUGUUUUUUCAUUGAGUAUGAGCUCCUUAUUCUCACUACUUCAAACUAUAUAAGCCAUAAAAGACAAAUGAUACAGG